GUCCGUGCUACACGUGAACGUGUCGUGGGAGCGCCGUCCACUUUGAAGCGGGCGGGUUGGGCCACACGCCACUGACUGUUCAGCCCGACCGGGCGGAGAGACGGACCCGGAGUCACCGACCACACACCGGCCUGGGAAGUGACUGCAAGAGCGCGCGAGGGGAGUUGGUUUUUUUUUUUGCUCGGGCAGUGGCGCUGCUUCUCUCGGCCUCGCCACCUCGAGCUCGGUGCGGGAGAGUGAUUAGAGUUGACAAGCCCGCUCCACUACUGUACCCCCCCCCCCCCCCCCCCCCACCUCUCCUCCUCUGCGCUCCCGCUCCGCAACAACCAGGAAAUCGUCGCGAGGUGUGUUUCUUUAUCCCGCGAGUGGCUGCCCCGUCUGCGGGUGUAGAUGCGCCUGUUCUCGGCGGGUUUCCCGGCGUUUCCAGUGGCUUCCGACCCCGGAGUCCAGCGGCGAAGUCUGCCAAAGUUGCCUGCGAGGAGAGGAGCUGCGCCGCGGCCGAACAAUGAGUGAGUCCAGUAUUUGCCAGGCCCGGGCCACAGUGAUGACCUAUGAUGAUGGCAAUAAGAAGUGGCUCCCAGCGGGUGCUGGACCCCAAGCCUUCAGCAGAGUCCAAAUCUAUCACAACCCCACCACCAAUGCCUUCAGGAUAGUUGGACGCAAGAUGCAGACGGACCAGCAGGUGGUCAUCAAUUGCCCAAUUGUGAGAGGAUUAAAGUACAACCAGGCCACGCCAAAUUUCCAUCAGUGGAGAGAUGCCCGGCAGGUGUGGGGGCUCAACUUCGGCAGUAAAGAGGAUGCCACUCUGUUUGCGAGUGGGAUGGCACAUGCUCUGGAAGUGCUCAACUCCAUGGCAGACGCAGGCUAUGCCACACUUCCUCGCUCAGUGUCAAAUGGACCGUCUGCAGAAGAGAUGGAACAACAGCGGAGGUUGGAGCAACAGAGGCUGGAACAGCAAGAACGAGAGCGACAGGAAAGAGAGAGACAAGAGCGGGAGCGUCUUGAGAGAGAGAGGCUCGAGAGGGAAAGACAAGCGGCUGCAGUCUCAGCUCCAAUGGCCCCACCGUUGCCCCCUGGUGGUGCCCCUCCUCCACCUGCUCCUCCACCACCCCCUGGUCCUCCUCCCCCGAGUGGACCUCCAGCAGGCUCUGGCGUCCCACCCCCUCCCGGACCUCCUCCCUCAGGACCUCCGCCAGCCCCGCCCCUGCCGGCAGGAGGAGGCCCUAUUGGUGGGGGAGGUGGUGGUGGUGGGGGCUUGGCCGCAGCCUUGGCGGGGGCUAAGCUCCGCAAAGUGUCCAAACAGGAGGAAGGAGCUCCUCUCUCCAAAGGAGACUCCAGCCGCAACAGCAGCUCCUCUGUGGGAGGCGGCGGCGGCGGCGGCGGUGGAGGUGGAGACCUGAUGGGUGAGAUGAGUGCCAUCCUGGCUCGUAGGAGAAAAGCCGCCAACUCUGGAGAGAAGGCGCCUGUAAAGACACAAGAGAGUGAUGAUUCAGAGUCUCAUGGCCACAGUGACUCCAUUAGAAGACCUUGGGAGAAGUCAACCAUGCCCAGGAAUAACUCCAUCCCCAAGAGCCUGGACUCCUCCACUUCCUCAUUGUCUCACAGUUCCAGGACAAAAGCUUCAAGCAAUAGCAACGACUCGAGUGGAAAUGAUGAUUCCGAUUUAGAGAAAAUGAAACAGGAGAUCCUUGAGGAGGUGCGAAAGGAGCUUCAAAAAGUAAAGGAAGAAAUAAUUGGAGCCUUCAUAAACGAGCUGCAAAAAAGAGGCACAUAGUUCUGCUGAGUAUAAGGUGUAAAAGAGGGAUGUGAUAGACGGAGGAGGUUGAGGCCAACGGGACCUCCUCAACACCCUCUGUUAGCCCAGGGAUUUCUCAUUUUCUCCUCCACACUUUUCUAUUUCUUCUCUCACAUCCAUGAGCGCAAUUGCAUAUGUAUCAAUCAUGCAUAUCCACUUUGUCUACAAGAUAACCCAGGGAACUGCUCAGGCCAGCGUCUGACACUGUUGAGAAUCACUCAGUCCUGGGGGAGUGAUCCAGCUUCACCCCACUUAGUCCCCGUGUCCUCACUGCCCUUCAACUGAAUCCAGUUACAGCUCACAGCUGCAGCCAUUGUUGCGCCUCCUAAAGAUAUUGCACUCAAAAACGUUUUGUAAAACAUAGAAACCUGUUUUUGUGACUUCUUUUGCUAUCAGACACCAUAUACUGAUAAUGCAGUAUUCAGGGAUGUGGUAUUAGUUGUACUUGCUGAAACAUCAGAAUGCUGGGUUUAAAAAUAAUAAUAAUAAGAAUAAUGACUCCUUGACUCCAUUUCGCCUCAAGUGUACAAGCAUCUACAUGUUUACUGCUAUAAAAAUGUGUUGGUAGUAAAGAGGGAAAACCACAUUCGAGGCUCCCACAACUCCUCCAAGUGGAUCUCAAGGACAACUCAGAAAAGACAAGCCUUCGCCCAUUCUGGAAUGCGAGACAAGCAAAGGGACAACCUGAGUGCUGUGAAAGAGGAGCGCGUUGCCGUUUUUGAUGUGUGAGAAAACGUUAUUCUUUGCUUUGCACUUGUUCCGGAUUAAGUGUGACUGUGCGCCACACUGCCUUGACAGACUUCUCCCCUCACUCAAAAAGAGAUCUUUGUCAAUUGGCCAGUAAGUAGCUGGUUUAUUUCCUCCAUUCUAACUUUGUUUUCUACCUUUUUGGGAAAAAAAGAUGGUGAUAAUGGCCAUGAUGAGGUCAAUUAAUUUGGCCAAGAGUAACUGCCUUGAGAAUAAAUAUAUAAAUAUAUAUAUAUGGAAAUUAUAUAUUUGUUUCGAGGGAAAUGUUAAGAGAAAAUGAAAUGGUGUUUCUAUUUUAAUUGAAAUGACUGGUGAAUGGGCUUUUCUUUCCUUUUGAUGAUUGUUUUCAUGUUAUUUGGGUUGACUGUUUCUUUUUUUUCCUGAUAGAUUAUAGGCUUUUUACACUGAAAUGUAAGAGAAGAAACAGCUUAGAGACACUGGAUUAGAGAUGCAUUUAUAGUCGAAUACAGAUGCUUUUUGAAAUGCAUUCUUGGGUCUUGAGUUUUUUUUUUCCUUCCCAGUCUUUUGGGCCAUAAAACAGAAAGUGGAAUGUCCCCAUCUCUCAACUUGGAUAUUAAAAGAUCAAGGCUGUGUAUGUCGGCGGUUUUCCAGGGGUGCAACUAAUGAUUAUUUUGAUGGUCAACUAGUCACCAACCACCUUAACCAUCAGUGAACUUGCUGGUGUAUGACGUGUGCAGGUUGGCAAAUGCGUGUUUAAAAUGAUCAUAUUCUUGAUUGGCGAAUUGCUGUAUAUACACGAAUCACGUGUUAAAUUACAACCAUAUUGCCAGUUUCCUAGUGAUGAACUAUUUUAACGAUUCAACCUGAAGGCUGACUGGAUGAUGAAAGUGGUUUGACUAACGUGGUCGACUGUCGUGUUGUGAAUAGUAAACCCAAACAAAGUUUUGAAACUUCUUAAGCUGCUUAAAAUGUGGUAGGAGUAGUUGUCCCGAUGGUC
Molecule: messenger RNA, 3500 nt
Organism: Synchiropus splendidus (mandarinfish)
Lineage: Eukaryota; Metazoa; Chordata; Actinopteri; Syngnathiformes; Callionymidae
Gene: vaspb
Product: vasodilator stimulated phosphoprotein b
Exons: 14
Coding region: 506-1774 (422 amino acids)
Biological process (GO): positive regulation of actin filament polymerization; neural tube closure; actin cytoskeleton organization
Molecular function (GO): profilin binding; SH3 domain binding
Source: RefSeq, a predicted model, not a curated record